Rotaria sordida is the source of this 2505-nucleotide messenger RNA. NCBI's taxonomy places the organism in Eukaryota, Metazoa, Rotifera, Eurotatoria, Philodinida, Philodinidae. The record is from the annotation of a GenBank genome assembly.
AUGCCUUCUCCAGCUACACAUUAUCGUCGCAGAAAUAAUCUUCUGCGUAAAAAUUAUUGGAAAACAACAAUUUUACCAUCCAAUCUAUCAAAGAAAAGUACUACUGAUACGUCGGAUGCUCAACAAUUACCUGCUGAACAAAUUGAUUCAACAGAAUUAAAUUCUGCAACAGUAAUAACAAAUAAGGAUGAUUUACACGAUUCUUGUAAAUCAAUCAAUGAUUUAUCACCUACAUUUAAUCGUCGUUUUUUACUAACAUCUCGUGAUAUUGUUGCUGCUGUUAUGAUUUAUAAAGUUAGACGUUUACAAAACAAUAAAGAUAUUGAUUCACUUUGUAAAUUAUUUAAUGCUUUGUCUGUGAAUCUAUUCCCAAAGAGUAUGAAAGCUAUUCAACGACAGCUUCAUCCAGAUUUUGAUUUAAAUAAAUUUUACAAAUUUUACAGAAUAUGUUCCAAUUGUGGUGCAUAUGAUUCAAAUUCUAUGUUUAAAUGUAAAUCUUGCAAUGAUGCAUUAAUAUUCAAAUUUUAUUUAUGCUCUAUCAAACAACAAAUUCAACAAUUAUUAUCAAUUUUUGGUUUUUUCACUAGAUUAAAAGAAGAGAAAAUUAACAAUAUUAAUUUAUUCUCAAGUACUAAAUAUGGAGAAAUUCUCCGAGAAAUAGAAGUUAAUGCGUUUACAUUGAUGAUUAGUUUUGAUGGAGUAUCUACUGGAAAUAAAAACUUAUCAUUAUGGCCAUUUACUAUGAUAUUUAAUGAGUUACCAAUUCCAGAGCGUCGAUAUUUAGAAAACAUACUUAUAGCUGGUAUCAUACCAACCGGAAAAAAACCAACUAAUCAUGUUGUUCAAACAUGUUUACAACUUAUAUAUGAACAGUUAAUUACAUUAGAAUUAGGACAAGAAUUUUUUAUAAAUGAUCUUGAUCAACGAGCAGUUAUUCAUUUUUAUAAUAUAGCAAGUUGUACAGAUAAACCAGCUGAAGCAUUAAUGGCAAAUGUCGUUCUAUACAAUGCUGAAUAUGGGUGCCCUAAAUGUUUUCAUGCUGGUGAAUUAUAUCAUGGUCAAAGAGGAUCUGGUGCUAAUGCUGUUACCUUUACAAUACGUGUUUAUCCAUUUGUUGAUUGUGAGCUUCGUACACAAGAAAAAUACAUUCAAAUCGUUCAACAAUUAACUAAUCGUUUAAAACCAAUCAAUAAUAAUUCAAGCUGUACCAAAAAGAAAACUGUAUCGAAAAAAACGAAAAAGAGAAAAGAGAAAAAAAUAGCUCAUUUUGGUCAUCUUGGUUCUUGUCCAUUAACCAAAUUAAAAUAUUUUCAUUAUGGAACAUCUUUUCUCACGGAUUCUCUUCAUACAAUAUAUGCUGGUGCUUUCAAACAACUUUUACAUCUUUUAUUUCAUUCAGAAUAUCGAAAUAAAUCUUGGUCUUUAUUUACGAAAAUAACACAAAUAGAUGAAUCAUUAACAUUGGUACAAACUCCAUCAACAACACAACGUAGAUUUCGUUCAUUGAAAUUUAUUAGUAAAUAUAAAGGAAGUGAAUAUCGAUGUUUAUUUCAUUUUGGUUUAACAAGUCUUGUUCGACAUAUUAAUGAUAAUGGAUUGAAAAAUCUAUUAUUUUCAUUCGUGUCAGCAAUUAAUCUUGCAUCUUCGAAUUAUGUAACAGAUGAAACUAUUGAAAUUGUUGAAAAAUUAUUACAUUAUUUCGUUCAACGUUUUGAAGAAAUAUUUGGUAUACGUCAUAUGAGUUCAAAUAUCCAUUCUUUAUUACAUGUUCAUCAAGGUUUAAGUGUAAUGGGGCCAUUAUGGUUUUAUUCAACAUUUUCAUUUGAAGGUAUUGACAAAGAUUUGGUUAGUACAGUUCAUGGUACAACUGAAUUUGCUAAACAACUUAUUCGACAACAUAUUUUAUAUCGUGAUUCUCUAGUUCUUCAUAAACAUGAAUCUUAUCCAUUGAUAUUGUUUACAUUCAAUGAAGAAUUACUUGAUCGAAAACAAUCAAAUAUUCAUUAUAAAAAUUUUGUUGACUCAUGUUUUUUAUCUAAUCCUGUAUCUAAAGAUUUAUAUGAUACAAGUGAAAAUGGUAUAGCUACACGUGUACAAUCACUAUUUAAUGAUGAUUUAAUUUUCUAUCAUUCUUUGAUAAUAUCAGGUGUUUUAAUAAAGACUACUGUGACUGCUUACGGAAAAUUAGUUGCUGACAGUUGUAUCUCAUUCAGUUUUGCCGAUGAUCAAGUAAAAUAUGGUCUUAUUCGAGCAAUUGUUCAAUCAAAAAAAAAUACCGUUCGUCUUUUCAUCGAAGAACUUGUGGAAAUUAAAUCUGGAGCAUCAAAAAUUAAAUUUAAUAUUUCUAAUGAUCAAUAUCAAGUACCUAAUAUUUUACGAUUAAGACCAUCAACAAUUUUCCAUCUGAAGCAUCCAAAAUUUAUCUUAAAAAAAAAUGCUUGUAUAUGUGAACCUGGUAAUCGUGUUACUGUUUUAGAAUAUCCUAACUUAAAAGACAAUAGUUAA